AGACGCGACAAGAUGCGAAUAAACAACUAGUAUAUAGAAUCAUUCAGAGAACAGAGAGAGGUCGAUCGAGACUCAGAAGCAAUGGUGUCAAAUUCGGGUUACAGUUCUCUAGCUCGUAUUAUAAAUACUACCCCGACAUUUCAUUUACCCACGUUCAAUUGUUCCAAACAUUAUUCUUGUGCUCUCAAAUUCAAUCUCCCAAACCGAUCAAACAACUUGCUGAAUCGCUCUACCACUUCUUCUGGUUGUGGAAUUUGCAGAUUUUAUUGGAAUCGAGCACCUUCGUUAUUGGCUUUUCAGAGAAGAGAGAACCGUACACCCUACAUAAAGCUAUACAAGGAGAAAUCAGAGGCAGAAGAAAGAGAGAUGACCAUCAAACCGGCGGUUCGCAUCUCGGAGCGGAAGCUGAUAGUCAAGGACCGGACGAUUCUGACGGGAGUACCGGACAAUGUGGUCGCCACCUCCGGUUCGUCUUCCGGUCCUGUCGAGGGGGUCUUCCUCGGCGCGGCUUUCGAGGGGGACAACAGCAGGCACGUGAUUCCCUUAGGAACUUUUCACGACGUCCGCUUCUUGGCGUGCUUCCGGUUCAAGUUAUGGUGGAUGGCCCAGAAAAUGGGCGAUCAAGGAAGAGAUAUCCCGCUCGAGACUCAAUUCCUAUUGGUGGAGACCAAGGACGGGUCCCACCUCGAAUCCGACGACGGAGACGAAGAGAAUCAGAUCGUCUACACCGUGUUCCUCCCCCUUAUCCAAGGCUCUUUCAGAGCUUGCUUGCAAGGCAACGCACAGGACGAGCUCGAGCUCUGUCUGGAGAGCGGCGACGCUGACACCAAAGCGUCGUCGUUUUCGCACUCGCUAUUUAUCCACGCCGGGACGGACCCGUUCGCCACAAUUACUGAAGCAAUCAGGGCCGUUAAAGUUCACUUGCAGACGUUUCGUCAACGGCACGAGAAGAAACUCCCCGGAAUCGUUGACUAUUUCGGGUGGUGCACCUGGGACGCGUUUUACCAGGAGGUGACUCAGGAAGGCGUUGAGGCUGGGCUUGAGUCCUUAGCCGCCGGUGGCACCCCGCCGAAAUUCGUUAUCAUCGACGACGGCUGGCAAUCCGUUGGCGGCGACGAACAGCAGGGGUUGCUUAGGUUGACUGGGAUCAAAGAAAAUUCAAAGUUUCAAAAGAAGGACGAUCCGACUGUGGGGAUUAAGAACAUUGUGAACAUAGCGAAGCAAAAGCACGGGUUGAAGUACGUGUACGUGUGGCACGCAAUCACCGGGUAUUGGGGCGGGGUGCUGCCCGGGAUCAAAGAAAUGGAGGAAUACGGAUCCCUGAUGAAGUAUCCGAAUGUGUCCAAAGGAAUUGUGGAGAAUGAGCCAACAUGGAAAACGGAUGUAAUGGCCGUACAAGGUUUGGGUCUAGUUGACCCCAAAAGCGUAUACAAAUUCUACAACGAAUUGCACAGUUACUUGAGCUCUGCGGGUGUAGAUGGGGUUAAGGUGGACGUGCAGUGCAUACUCGAAACUCUCGGAGCCGGGGUGGGCGGUCGGGUGGAGCUCACCCGGCAGUACCACCAGGCCCUGGACGCGUCGGUGGCCCGGAAUUUUCCAGACAAUGGGAUCAUAGCGUGCAUGAGCCACAAUACUGAUGCGCUCUACUGCUCCAAACAGACGGCCGUCGUGAGGGCGUCGGACGAUUUCUACCCACAUGACCCGGUGUCGCACACGAUCCACAUUGCGGCGGUUGCGUACAACAGCGUGUUUCUCGGCGAGUUUAUGCUGCCCGAUUGGGACAUGUUCCACUCACUCCACCCGGCGGCUGAGUACCACGCGUCCGCCAGGGCCAUCAGUGGUGGGCCCAUCUAUGUCAGUGAUGCGCCUGGGAAGCACAACUUUGAGCUACUGAGGAAGCUGGUGUUGCCUGAUGGGUCGGUGCUCCGAGCCCGAUUGCCGGGAAGACCGACCCGGGACUGCUUGUUCUCAGAUCCGGCCCGAGACGGGGUGAGCUUGUUGAAGAUAUGGAACAUGAACAAGUACACAGGCGUGCUUGGUGUGUACAACUGCCAAGGAGCGGCGUGGAGCACCACAGAACGGAAGAACGCGUUCCACGAAACCAAGUCAGAAGCCAUCACAGGUUUCAUUCGCGGCCGCGACGUCCACCUCAUUGCAGAGGCCGCCGUCGAAUCCGAUUGGAGAGGUGACUGUGCCGUCUACAGUCACCGGACGGGAGAUCUGGUGACGCUGCCUUACAAUGCGUCCCUGCCCAUCUCUCUCAGAGUGCUUGAACACGAGAUUUUCACGGUGACCCCCAUCAGGGUUUUGGGCUCUGGCAUCAGUUUCGCUCCCUUGGGACUGGUGGACAUGUAUAACGCAGGGGGGGCCAUUGAAGGGUUGAGAUAUGAAGAGAAUGGAACUAAUGGUUUGGUUCGAUUGGAGGUUAAGGGGUGUGGCAGGUUUGGCGCCUACUCUUCAGCUAAGCCCAGGAGGUGUUGCGUGGGUUGCAAUGUGGUAAAUUUUGACUACAAUUCCUCAUCUGGGUUGGUGCGCUUGAGCUUGGACCAUUUGCCUGAGGAGGAGGAGGAGGGUCAUAAAGUUCACGUCGUUGAGAUAGAGUUAUAAGAAAUGGUUCUUCAUCCAUCAUUAGGCUUAGUUAGAUUGGAUAAAUGGGUUCAUUGUCCGUUUCGAAUUCCCUGCUCUUCUCUGUUGAGAACGCCCAUUGAAUUAUGUAAUAGUUGGGAGGGAGGAAAUAUUAAAUUUUGAAUAAUUUUAUAUUGUAACUCGUAUCAAUAAUGUAGAAAUAUCAGUUUCAUUUGCCUAAAUGAAUGUCUUACAUUCAAGUUGUUC
This is a messenger RNA of Prunus dulcis (almond), 2832 nucleotides long. Its product is annotated as probable galactinol--sucrose galactosyltransferase 6. Bases 82 to 2607 code for a protein of 841 amino acids. The record is from RefSeq and is a predicted model, not a curated record. Lineage: Eukaryota; Viridiplantae; Streptophyta; Magnoliopsida; Rosales; Rosaceae. The transcript is spliced from 4 exons.